GUCAAAAUGGAUCUCUACUACCACAUCAUUCCUCCGCCGAGCCGUGCAGUUCUAGUUUUGGCCAAAAUGUUAAACAUUAAGUUGAACCUGAUUUCCAUCGAUACGAGAGAUCCCAGCGAAAUGGACAUCUUGACCAAGGUCAAUCCCCUGCAAUCGCUCCCGACUUUGAUCGACGAUGGACAAAUCGUGGGUGAGUCCCACACUGUUCUCAUCCACCUGACUACCCAGUUUGACAAGAAAGGUACCCUCUACCCACCCGAUCUCAAGAUCCGCUCGGCCAUCAACGAGUGUCUCUUCUUCGACACCAACAUGUACAAAUGUUUCGUGUCCUAUUCGAUGCCAACGGUGAUCAAACGUCAGGAACCGAACCAGGAACUGCUGGAAAAACUUCUCGUUUGCAUCAGAGCGCUGGAUGUCUACCUGAAGGGUCGCACCUACGCCGCCGGCAAUAGGUUCACCCUAGCCGACCUGUCCCUGGCCCACACCAUAGCAUCGCUCGAGGUAAUCAAGGUCAAAUUGGCUGACUUUCCAAACAUCGAACGCUGGCUGCAAAAGGCACUUUCCGAGAUGCCCGAAUUCGGAGAAUUGCAUACACGUGCCGAGGAAGCUUUGCAUACGUUCCUCGCUAAGCAAUAUGGAGCCAACCGUGCUUAAGCUUCAAGCGCUUUUCCCUUAGUGUGUAUGGGAUGAC
Ochlerotatus camptorhynchus is the source of this 691-nucleotide messenger RNA. RefSeq names its product glutathione S-transferase 1-like. Bases 7 to 654 code for a protein of 215 amino acids. Lineage: Eukaryota; Metazoa; Arthropoda; Insecta; Diptera; Culicidae. The transcript has 2 exons. Gene Ontology annotation, molecular function: glutathione transferase activity. Gene Ontology annotation, biological process: glutathione metabolic process. The record is from RefSeq and is a predicted model, not a curated record.